Messenger RNA from Aspergillus saccharolyticus JOP 1030-1, 3867 nucleotides. It is a transcript of the gene fphA, whose product is annotated as putative sensor histidine kinase/response regulator. The record is from RefSeq and is a predicted model, not a curated record. Bases 1 to 3867 code for a protein of 1288 amino acids. Gene Ontology annotation, biological process: phosphorelay signal transduction system; regulation of DNA-templated transcription; detection of visible light. The transcript has 2 exons. Gene Ontology annotation, molecular function: protein binding; phosphorelay sensor kinase activity. NCBI's taxonomy places the organism in Eukaryota, Fungi, Ascomycota, Eurotiomycetes, Eurotiales, Aspergillaceae.
AUGGCUUCUUCCUCCGCUAGCCCUGCGCAAAAUGUCGAAGACGAUUCGCGGUCCGACCUAGCCGUCAAUACUCACGAUGGCUCAUCGGGCUCGAGCCCAGAAAAUCCCGAUCUGAAUCGUGAUACGGGCGUCGGCGGUGCAGACAGAAUCUACCCCAUCCGAUCGAUCGUAUCCGUCAAUCCCUCUCCAACUAGCCCAUCUCAAGCCGUUGUAUCGACCGGCUCCACGCAGCUUCGAGCUGGAGCGCGAUCUUAUUCGAUCAUAGAUUCCGACACCUGGGAUCAACUCCGCGCUCAACCAGUCUUCACGCCGCCCAGCGAUACCGCCAUCAGCAGUAGUGACAAUCAAUUCACCCCGGGAAGCUCCGAAUAUCCCUCUUUGCCCACAUCCGAAGGCCACUCGCGAAAUUCUGACGCCGGGAUCCGGGUGCCCGCCGAGUCGGACGGUUCGCUCCUGCCCGUCGACAAGAACAAAACGCACAUCACCUCCCGCUUUCAGCAUGUUAUGACGAAUGACGGACACGCCGUGGUUACCGGUAGCACACCGGAUACGUUCAUGGCGUGCGAGGACGAACCGAUCCACAUUCCGGGGGCAGUACAGAGCUUUGGGGUCUUGCUUGCCAUGCGAGAAGACGAUGACGGCAUAUUGUCAGUCCGGGUCGCAAGCGAAAAUUCAGAAGCCCUCCUCGAUCACUCUCCCAGCGAGCUGUUUGCCUUGGAGAGCUUCUGUGAUAUUCUGCACGAGGAUCAGGCGGACAUCCUUCUUGACCAUGUCGAUUUCGUUCGCGAUGAAGCUCAUGAUCCUAGUGCGGAUGGGCCGGAGGUUUUCAUUCUCUCGAUAAACGAUCGCAAUGGACGCCCACGACGCUUCUGGUGUGCAAUUCACGUGAUCCCAACCCAACGGGAGAUCAUUAUCUGUGAGUUUGAGCUAGAGGAUGAUCGAAUUAACCCGUUGAACUCGGCCGGUCGCUCCACCCCCGCCAUGCAGACGGAUACUCUCGGAUUUGAUCCGACUCCGGAGCAAUUGGCAAGCAGCACCGUCAACAUCAGCCAACCAUUGCGGGUCCUUCGAAAUGCUCGCAGGAGGCGCGGUGAGGCAGCUGCGAUGGAGGUCUUUAGCAUCGUCAGCCAGAUCCAGGAUCAACUUGGCGAUGCGAAGACUCUCGACACACUUCUCAAUAUUACGGUCGGCUUGGUGAAAGAAUUGACGGGGUUUCAUCGUGUGAUGAUUUAUCAGUUCGACAGCGAUUACAACGGGACCGUCGUGGCGGAGCUGGUGGACAUGCGAACGACGAAAGACCUCUACAAAGGGCUGCACUUUCCCGCUGCAGAUAUCCCAAAACAGGCCCGGGAGUUGUAUCGCAUAAACAAGGUCAGAUUAUUAUACGACCGAGAUCAGCUCACUUCGCGACUCGUUUGCCGCAGCCUGGAAGAUUUGAAAACCCCUUUAGACCUAACCCAUGCCCACUUACGAGCAAUGUCGCCUAUCCAUAUUCGUUAUUUGGCCAACAUGGGCGUUCGUUCGUCUAUGUCCAUCAGUAUCAACAGUCCGAAUGAUCUUUGGGGUUUGAUCUCAUGCCACACUCACGGCGAUGUCGCCAUGAGAGUGCCAUUCCCGAUUCGGAAGAUGUGCCGACUCAUCGGUGACACUCUCUCGCGCAACAUCGAACGCCUUUCCUACACUUCACGAUUACAGGCUCGCAAGCUGAUCAACACGAUUCCGACCGACGCAAAUCCUUCUGGCUACAUCAUCGCUUCUUCAGAUGACAUGCUGAGGUUGUUCGACGCCGACUACGGAGCCAUCUCCAUUCGCGGCGAAACCAAGAUCCUAGGCAAGUCAAACGAAUCGUCGGAGAUGUUGGCCUUGCUGGAAUUCUUGAAGAUGCGUCAACUCCAUUCGGUGGUCGCUUCACAUCACGUGACCAAGGAUUUUCCCGACCUGCAUUAUCCCCCCGGCUUCAAGCAUAUCUCAGGUAUGCUCUAUGUACCGCUGUCAUCUGACGGCAAGGAUUUCAUCGUCUUCUUCCGUCGAGGCCAGUUAACAGAGAUCAAAUGGGGCGGCAACCCUCAUGAGAAGGAAUUCAAGAACGGCCACCUGGAGCCUCGAAAGAGCUUCCAGGUCUGGAGUGAAACAGUGAUUGAUCAGGCGAGGGAGUGGUCCGAAUCUGAAGUCGAAACUGCGGCUGUUCUCUGCCUUGUGUAUGGGAAAUUCAUCAAAGUCUGGCGACAGCAAGAAGCCGCGCUCGAAGGAUCGCAGCUGACCAAGCUCCUGCUAGCCAACUCCGCCCACGAGGUUCGGACCCCUCUCAACGCGAUCAUCAAUUACCUUGAGAUCGCUCUUGAAGGUGUUCUCGAUACGGAGACUCGCGAUAACCUCACCAAGUCAUAUUCCGCCUCCAAGUCUCUCAUAUACGUCAUCAACGAUUUGCUGGACCUCACAAAUACUGAAAAAGGACAGAAUCUCAUCAAAGACGAGGCUUUUGACUUACCCCAAGUAUUCAAGGAGGCAAAUGCUAUGUUUGAAGGAGAAGCUAAACGAAAGGGGAUAAAAUUCACUGUCAUCACUCAUCCAGGUAUUCCUAGAACCGUUUUGGGCGACGAACGGCGCGUGCGGCAGGCGAUUAGUAACCUCAUUGCCAACGCGGUCCAACACACGACCGAGGGUGAGGUCACUGUCGAACUGUGGCGUGCUCCGGUCACCCCGGAGCCCGGCGUCGUCACUGUUCAGAUGACGGUUCUCGACACCGGAUGCGGAAUGUCCGACACCAUGCUCGAGACUCUAUUUCAAGAGCUCGAACAGGUCUCUUACAACGACGACGACACCUACUACUUCGAUCGCGAUCCGGAUAAUGCGACCCAAGGGACUGCGGAUGGAGGAGAAGAGAAAGGCGUCCUAGGCUUGGGCUUGGCACUGGUGUCGCGGAUCGUUCGUAACACUCACGGUCAGCUCAGUGUCCGGUCUGAAGAAGGCAAAGGAAGCCGCUUCCAAAUCUCACUCCAAUUCGCGACUUCGAGCGAUGAACAACCGGAAUUGGAGCCGGUAGAUGUUCCAGCUCACACCGAGAGUCCAACGCCCUUCCAGCAGAAGGAAGAAUUCGUCCUAGUGGAUAAUAGCUCACCCACGCCGAGCGAGGGCCGACGACGGAGUGGCGACAAUUCUCGCGCUGGAGGCACGGAAAAAGCACAUCCCGGUCAAAUCCCGAUCGAAAGCCUCAAAGAUAAACUUGCUGGUGUUUCUAUUCGAGAACUGUCCAAACUCUCUCAGACGGAGUCCGCAGAUGAUGGGGCAGACUCCUCGCAGUCAGACACGAAGGUGCCCGCAUCUCCUAUCACACAGCCUUCGGGAAUUCAAAUCACGCCUCAAGGAGAUUCCCAACCUAAAACCCCCACUGGUACAUAUAGCAUCUUGGUCGCGGAGGAUGAUCCUAUCAACAGCAAAAUCAUACAGAAAAGGCUUGGCAAGGCCGGUCAUGCUGUCGAAUUGACUGUCAACGGUGAAGAAUGUGCGGCGGCAUUCCGUGCCGACCCUGCGCGUUAUGACCUUGUGCUCAUGGACAUCCAGAUGCCAAUCGUUGACGGGAUCAAUUCAACCAAAAUGAUCCGACAAGUUGAAACGGAGCCCAACUGUGCGCUCUCUCCGAUCGCACAAGCCAACCAACAAAUACCCAUUUUCGCAGUCUCCGCCUCUCUUCUCGAAAAAGACAUGCCCUUGUACGUCGGUGCUGGUUUCGAUGGAUGGAUCAUGAAACCCAUCAACUUCAACCGUCUCAACGUACUUUUGUAUGGUUUAGAAGAUGAGAAGACGCGUCGCAACGCCACUUACCGGCCCGGAGAAUGGGAAAACGGGGGCUGGUUUCCGUCGCUUUGA